Molecule: messenger RNA, 666 nt
Organism: Pseudogymnoascus destructans
Lineage: Eukaryota; Fungi; Ascomycota; Leotiomycetes; Thelebolales; Thelebolaceae
Exons: 2
Coding region: 47-652 (201 amino acids)
Source: RefSeq, a predicted model, not a curated record
UCGGACAAGGACAUCGUUAUUGUUGCUACUGCAACUUCGCUGAUCGAUGCCAAUGCUGCACACCAAGAUAUAUGUCGACUCGAGAUCAUAUGUUAUGGAGCAGGUCAAGCAAUGGCGGAGCAUGCUUUUGAAGAAGUUGGUUACCCAUGUCACCAUUGUCGUCGAGAAGGACCAGAAAGUUCCUGGUGGGAUGCUGAAAAGCUGCUCCAAGUUUGAAGAUCUUGUGCUGUCGUUCCGUGGGCGAUACACCACUACCAACUUCAUGGAGGUGUUUUACUUCGUUCACCGAUAUGUCGACAUUCCCUCCUCUACUGCCCUGGGGCAGUAUUACUGCUGUGAGCUGUACGCUCAUAUAUGUGCAAAGGGCAAGCUGAUGAUGGAUUGGGAGGCCAAAAAGGGACGCGCUGUGGAUGACAAAAUCUCGAGGAGUAAACUGGUUGAAUUUAUGUCCCAGUUCCCCCUCAUCGAGAGGUUCGACGAGCUGAAGAAAGAGGACUUCCACGAGCUUUUCAACAAGACCAUCCUGAAUGACGACAAGAUCCGACCGAAAAUUUCCACCCUCCAGGCCGGUGUUGAUUAUUUCCUUGGCGCACCACCCCAGGUAUGUUUACACUGUCGAUGCUUACGACAACCCCCCUCCCCAUGUUCUUGAGGUCUCUUUCUGUG